Hypoxylon fragiforme is the source of this 1948-nucleotide messenger RNA. RefSeq names its product PCI domain-containing protein. The coding region runs from base 296 to 1771 and encodes 491 amino acids. Gene Ontology annotation, cellular component: cytoplasm; nuclear proteasome complex; proteasome regulatory particle, lid subcomplex. NCBI's taxonomy places the organism in Eukaryota, Fungi, Ascomycota, Sordariomycetes, Xylariales, Hypoxylaceae. The record is from RefSeq and is a predicted model, not a curated record. The transcript is spliced from 4 exons.
CAUGAGCUUCGUCGUCUCCUUCAACGCAUCAACCGUUACCAACCUACCUAGUAGCCCAGCAGUAAGCCCAGCCUAGCAAUUAGUUUACCUUCAACGCUGAACAUUCAGGUGGUCAACGUAGCUCGGCUUCCUUCCAUCUUCAUCAUAAUACCUACCUUUCUUCUCUUUUUCGCCCACCAACCACCUCGCACUUUACACAUACGAUCCAGCCAAACACCCGCAUUCAUCCCAUUUUAAAUCUAUUGCGUCGCCGUUCAAUUAUAGAUCAUAUACCCCCCACAGCAUUCUAAGAAUCAUGGCGGAUGCAGCUCUGAAGCCCGAGAAGGACUUCAGCAAGGAAGCUGACACACAAAUCGGCGAGGCAGAGAAGCUUGCCAAGAAUGACAUCCAAGCAGCUAUCGAGAAGCUUACCACAUUCGAGAAGCAAACACGACAGGCAUCCGACCUUGCAUCUACAUCCCGAACCUUGAUCGCGAUAUGUACCAUUUGCAAAAAUGCCGGAAACUGGAGUUUACUCAACGACCAGGUUCUGGUCCUCUCCAAGAAGCAUGGCCAACUCAAGCAAGCCAUCACCAAGAUGGUCCAGACAGUCAUGACCUUCCUUGACAGCACCCCGAAUAUCGAAACCAAACUUUCCGUGAUUGAGACCUUGCGCACCGUAACCGAAGGAAAGAUAUUCGUCGAGGUUGAGCGUGCUCGCGUGACUAAGAUCCUGUCGGACAUCAAGAAGCAGCAAGGGAACCUAAAGUCUGCCAUGGAAAUCCUUUGCGAACUGCAAGUCGAGACAUUCGGAUCUAUGGAGAGACGCGAGAAGACGGAAUUCAUCCUGGCCCAAGUCGCUUUAUGCAUAGAGAACGGUGAUUGGACACAGGCGAGCAUCCUUAGUCGCAAGAUUAGCACCAAAUACUUGUCACGCAAGCCGAAGAAGACCCCGGAGCAGAUAGAGAAAGACAAGAAGGCUCGAGAAGAGAAGUUGAAGCGUGGGGAGGAGGUCCCCCCGGAGAAGGAGGACGAUACUACCGACUUGAAGCUACGAUAUUACGAACAGCAGAUUACCCUAGCGAAACACGACGAUAAGUAUCUCGAUGCUUGCAAGCAUUACCGACAAGUGUUGGACACCGAGGCUGUCGAGGAAGAUCCUUCUAAGCUACUACCUGUCUUGCAACGCAUCAUCUGGUUUGUCAUACUUGCCCCUCACGACAACGAACAACACGAUUUGCUUCAGCGCAUUUUCCGCGAUACUCGGAAUGCCCAGAUUCCCAUUGACGCAUCGUUGCUUAAGUUGUUCACGGUGCACGAGCUCAUGCGAUGGCCAGAGGUUGCCAAACAGUAUGGCCCCCAUCUCUGUGCGACUGACAUAUUCGACGAACAGAAGAAUGUGUCCGGAGACGAAAAGGCCUACCAGCGAUGGCAAGACUUGCGUAAGCGAGUUAUUGAGCACAAUGUCAGAGUGGUUGCCAAAUACUACACCCGCAUCGGCAUGAAGCGCCUUACGCAGCUGCUUGAUCUGACGGAGGAUGAGACGGAGAAGUAUAUCAGCGAGUUGGUAUGCUCUAAGACGGUCUUCGCGCGUAUCGAUCGGCCAGCCCGUAUAGUAAACUUUGCCCAGCCUAGAGAUGUCGACGACGUCCUAAAUGAGUGGAGCCACAACAUGAAGAGCCUACUCGGUUUACUAGAACGUGUUGAUCAUCUUAUCACCAAAGAAGAAAUGAUGGCGAGAAUCCAACCGGGGGCGGCGAAGGAAGGGAAAAAGGGUAAGAAGAAGGCAUGAAUUGUGUGAUAGGGCUACGAGGAGGGCUACGAGAACUCGAUAGGGCGGAGACAAUUCGCGCGGAGUCUGACAUGGCGUCGUUCCCGAGUUAUCAGUAGCACUGGUUUGCAUCAAAAAAUCAUACGGAUGUACAAUACUUAGAUCAGGAGACAUGAAUUCCCGCGUAUGAACUGGGUC